This is a messenger RNA of Theobroma umbraticum, 1176 nucleotides long. Its product is annotated as PAK-box/P21-Rho-binding family protein. Lineage: Eukaryota; Viridiplantae; Streptophyta; Magnoliopsida; Malvales; Malvaceae. The record is from RefSeq and is a predicted model, not a curated record.
UUGAUCUAAUUUCCAUUUUUUCCCUCUCAAUUCCACUUCUUCCUCUAUCCUCAGCUUCAAGGAACAAAAUAAAUGUUCCUAUUUCUUUAAGGUUUUUUAAUUUUCUCGAAAAAAUAAUUAACCUCCUUGAUGCACUUGGUUGCAUCAUAAAAUGUUUACUUCUCUUGGCAAGAUUUGAAGCUUGACUUUAUUCCACCUCCAUUAGAAGCUGCUUUAGUUUAGAUCAAAGCCAGAGAAGCAAACUAAGAUGUCAUCAAACAAUAAGAUGAAGGGUCUGCUCAAAGGCCUUAGAUACAUUUCUCAAAUUUUUGAUAAUGAAAAAGAACCUGAAAUGCAGAUUGGUUUCCCGACGGAUGUAAAGCAUGUGGCUCAUAUAGGAUGGGAUGGCCCAUCUGUAAAUUCUGCACCUAGCUGGAUGAAUGAGUUUAAAUCACCACCAGGAUUUGCAUCAGCACCUUUAGCCAAUGAGGGAGUAGUUCGGGAGGAAGAAACUGUCAAAUGGGUGUCUCAAGAUUCAAGCAGCCGAAAAGGUUCACGGGGUCAAACUUCUUCAUCAAGAGACAUGCCAGAACUGCCGAAAUCAUCGAGGCGCAGUUCAUCCACAAAUGGUACAGGAGAGUCUUCAAUAAAGGAAAGAUCAGAUAAACCUAGGCAAUCAAGGAAGCCUUCCAGAAACUCUUCCAAGGAUACUUCAGAUACUACCAAGUCUAAAAAACCCAAGGAUCCAAACCAAGCCACUGACUCAACCUCACAAGACCUCCCUGCCAUCCCAAAGAAAAGCCGGCGGAAAAAGUCCAAAGACUCCUCUGUGGGCGGAUCCUCCUCCAGGCGGUCUAGAACCCAUGAAUUGGAUACUGGAUCAGAGUCAGGGUCUGCAUCUAAUGCCCGAGAGGAACGACUUAGUAAUGCUUCAGGUUUUGACGAAGGGGAAGGAAUCGGACACAGUGGGGUUUCCUGAGAAAAUGUUGGUGGCAUUGUUUUUGGUCGGUCAACAGUGGUAGCUACUAGCUAGACUCUUUUGCCUUAGCAUAAACCAAGAGAGAGUUACAUUCUUUUGUUUUUUUGUUGGUUUUCUAUUCAUUUUUCCCCCACCUCGGGAAACCUUUUAUGAUAAAAAAAAAAUCCGUGAACUUAAUUGUUGGAAUUUGGAACUGAUUCAGUUUUCAAUGAAGGAAA